UUCCUUCCAAACAAUAGCUAGAGUAUAUGGAAAAUUAUCAUAUCUUGUCAUAACUUCAAAACGCAAUUCAUGUACUAAUUUUCUUGUGUUUGACAAGCAAAUAGUGAAACAAAUUUCUAUUUCAUUCCAGGGCAUUUACAGAUAAGAUAGGACUACUCUACAAGAAAAUAUAACUGACAUGAUGUAUCAGAGCGUAGCUCUAUAUUUGACAAUCGCAUAUCAUCCUGAUUAGAAAAAUGGAAAUUCAAACAAAUGAGAUAAACACAUCGAAGAGCUGUGAUGAGCCACACUACCUUGAACACUACCUCAGACAUAUAUUGUUAUUGGAACAAGCUUCGCCCAUCGCAUUGAAGGCCAUCAUUGAAAGAGAAGAGAAAAAAUAUGGGAAGGAUAUUGGUAGUUUGCUAAAUGAAAAUAGACAUACAAUUAAAACACAUUACGAAACAGAGUUUUUUCAAUUAUUUCAAGAAGAUGAUGUCAAUGCCGACACUGAUAAGUGGGACACGCUUCAAUUAUGUGCUGUAACAUUAGCUUUGUUUAAAUCAGGUCUAACUAAUGCAGAAGUUAAAGCUAUUCAAUGUAUAUAUGAUCAGAGGAAAGAUAUUGAACAUAACGGAGAAAGUACCUCCCUAACAUACAAUUCCUACGAGGAGAAACAAAAUUUAUUGCAUGAACAAUUACUCGAGUUGAUAACACUCAUAGACGACCGAGCUAAUCAUGAUUGUAAACGUAUGGUGAUUUCAAUUAAACUAAAGUCAAUGAAAUUAAGCAAACGACAGAUAAACAAAAUAACAUGGACGAACGAUUUCAAAAGUCAUCUUGAAAUUGCAAUUGAUUUAGUAACAGAGACUGAUAUUACUGGCGAAGAGAAAUAUUUAAAGCUCCACACGAAUGGUAAAAUGUUCACUGAGGCACUUCAGAAUAAGACUGUCUUCAUUAAUGAUUCAGCUAUUUUGGCAUGUAAACUCAAUAUUCCAACAGAUGAAAAUGUUGAGUGGAGGAAAGAUAACAAGCCGGUGACAAUUUCAAACAAUCUAAUGGUCAUGAGCAACAAGGAAAAUCACUGGUUAGCGAUUUCCCGUGCAUCAUUGGAAGAUACGGGUCAAUAUACGUGUGUAUGCGGAAAUAUUUCAACAUCAGCUGAUCUUACUGUUAUAGAUGAAGAAUUAGAAUUAAGCGUUGAUUCGCCUAACAAGAUUGAUGUGAUUGAGAAUGAAACCAUUAAUAUCAAGUGUAAAGUGAACCGGCUAACGAGAAAACCAGAUUGGCGACACAAAGGGAAAGUUCUACAAUCAUCUGGUAGAAAGGUUAUACUAGCCAAGGGUACUAAACACGAAUUGAUGAUCACAAAUGUAACAUUACAGGACGAGGGGGAAUAUACAGUUGACUUUGAGAAUGUCUCAUCUAAAACUACAGUUCAGAUACAGGGGGAAACAGAUCUUAUUCACAGAAAACAGAUAACACAAGAAUUGUAUAGAAAUUGGGUGAGAGGAACUCUUGCGCUUAAAUACUUGAAAAUAGGUUUAGAGGGUUUUUGCGACAAGGCUGUUAACAUACAGCAUAGUGCUCUGAUGAAAACACUUGGAAACACCUGCAACACUUGUACAGUGGAAAGUCUUCUCCCACAUGAAAAGAAUCAAUGCCCACAUAAAGGAAAACGUAAAUGCUUAUGUACCAAGAAUCACAACAAAUCAAGACAAAUUUGUCCAAAUGGGCGAUUUUGUGGCCACCUUUAUGAUGAAAUAGUUAGUCAACAUCGCUUUCAAGAUCCAUUAUUCACGAACAUGGAUGUUCAGAAAUGGAGCAGUGAUCCUUGGAGUGUUGCCACAUGCUUCAUUAAUACUACUGGCUACAAAGGCAAACAGUCAGCUAAAGACGUCGACUGCUCUGGUUUACUUAGUUUGUGCAUAAACAACAUUAAUAUAGAAAAUAUGCUUGGAAAAGAUAUAAUCAAUGGAGAAAAUGAUGCUUUUACAAAGGCACGAAAAUCACGGAAUGAUAUCCUUCACAAUCCACACUAUGAACUAUCUGAAAACCAACUAAACAUAUUUAUCAAAGAGUUCAAAGAAGUACUAGAAAUCAAGGACGAAAAUGGCCAUAAACCUCUAAAAGGGGAGCCAGGCGUUGAAAAUGCAUUAUAUUUACUUGAUAUGUUGCAGCAAAAUCAGAUUGACAUAAACCUUGAAGAUGAGAUAGGGCAACUGAGAGAACAUGGGAUGGUAAGAUUAGAAGAAAAAUACCAAACAGCAAGAGAACAGGCAAGAUUUAUAGAUAAUGUAUUUGAGUACUGUUAUAUCAAUAUUUUAUUACUAUUAUUGUACUUAAGACAAUAAUGAUUUAGUGUCUCUGAAACCUGGAUAAUAAAGCCAAAAUGUGUUUGAAAAAUAUACAGCGAUUCAAAAUGUACUAGCUAGUCUACUAGUAUUAAUCUAUAUGUACCAUUACUGAUAAUGAGAUAAUAAACUCAUAGUUUGUAC
Ruditapes philippinarum (Manila clam) is the source of this 2477-nucleotide messenger RNA. RefSeq lists its product as uncharacterized. The coding region runs from base 237 to 2333 and encodes 698 amino acids. The transcript has 8 exons. The record is from RefSeq and is a predicted model, not a curated record. Lineage: Eukaryota; Metazoa; Mollusca; Bivalvia; Venerida; Veneridae.